GUGCGAUCUUUUCCAAUAUGGCUGCGGCCAGUAAAAGUGUGGUUAGUGACCCGAAUUCGACAGAUACUUGGCCUAAAUGGCAAGUAGCGCUCGCUAUCGGUGCUCCUUUAGCAGUCGUCAUUGGGGGAUUAUGGGUAUACAGGCGGAGCAAACGAAAGGAUGCCAAGUCAUCUCCCAAGAAACAAGAUGGGAGAGAUAACACCGCGUCUCCACCGAAGACCGGCAAAGAUAAAAGCUCGACACCAUCUCCAACGAAACCGGCGUCUAUUCCAGACGAGGACCAGACUCCACUGGAAAAGGCACAAGCAGAGAAAAACAAAGGGAACAAGUACUUUAAGGGGACCCGCUAUGACCAGGCUAUAACAUGUUACACACAGGCCAUCAGGAUGUGUCCUCCCGGCAACAAGACAGACCUGGCCACUUUCUACCACAACAGGGCAGCCGCCUACGAAAAACUGAGAAACAAUAAGAUGGUAAUUGAGGAUUGUACUACAGCACUGGAGCUCAACAACCGGUAUGUGAAGGCCCUGACCCGGCGAGCGUCAGCCUGUGAACAGCUGGAGGAUCUGUCUCAGGCGCUAGAGGAUGUGACAGCGCUAUGUAUACUGGAAGGCUUCCAGAACCCCACCUCCCUUCAGACAGCUGAUCGUGUUCUCAAGAAUCUUGGACAAACCAAGGCCAAAGAAGCAUUCCGUAAUCGUAAACCAGCAAUGCCCUCCAAACAUUUCAUCAGAACCUAUUUUGCUGCAUUUGUCAAUGACCCUAUUUUAAAUGCUGCUAAGACAACCACACCUCCCAAGCCUGUAGAGGAUGGUCAGGUGGCUAAUGGUGAGGCAUCAGAUGUCAGUCCUUAUCAGCAAGCUUUGUGGAAGAUCACAGCAGAGGAAUACGAUGACAUCAUAUCAUUAUGUACACAGGAGCUAGAUCUCCCAGACAGCCAAUCACAACCCGAGGCCAAGUUACUACGGGCAACACUCUACCUACUGUGUAACCAGUAUGAUCUGGCACUUGCUGACCUCAAGGUUGUUUUAUCAGAGGAAGAUAUACCUAAAAGACUAAGAGUCAAUGCCAUGAUAAAGAGAGGCAGUAUCUACAUACAAAUGGAGAAGCAGACUGAAGGCUUGGAUGAUUUUGCCUCAGCUGUCCGAAUAGAUCCUGAAAAUGCAGAUAUCUAUCAUCACCGAGGACAUCACAACAUACAACUGGAGAGGAUAGACGAUGCGUUACGAGAUCUGGAAAACGCCAUCUCAAAGGACCCUACAUUUGCUGCUUCACAUGUACAGAAAUCUUUUGCCGAACACAAGAGAACAGCUAUGCAGAUGAUGGGGUCUAACCUCCCCCUCCCCCAGGCAGUGCUACAGUCCUAUAAGGCCAAUGUUGACAUGUUCCCUACUAACGGUGAUGCCCGUGCACUCUACGCUCAGGCCCUUGGGGAUGCUGGGAAGUUCGAGGAAGCAGAGAUGCAGUUUUCAGAAGCUGUGCGACUUGACCCUGACAAUGCUACAGCCCUUGUACACAGAGGGUUACUGAAGCUGCAGGCAGACAAGGAUAUCAAAGAGGCCACCAAUACCAUCAACUCUGCACUGGAGCUCGACCCCCGAUGUGAAUAUGCUUACGAAGUUCUGGGAACCCUGGAGGUGCAGCAAGGACAUAUGGAUUAUGCCAUGGGUCAUUUCCAGAAAGCCAUCGAGUAUUCUCGUACAGAGUCAGAAAUGUCACAUCUAUUCUCUCUCUUAGAAGCUGCAAAAGCGCAGCUUAAUGUGGCAAAAAAUUUUGGAAUCCAGCUUCCAGGUCUAGGUGGACCUCCAAUGGUGUGAGAGACUUUUAAGGACUGUGUUAUUACUUCAUCAUCAUUUUUAACUGAUCAAGGGUCCACAUUGUUUGAAGAGAAAGUUGUAUGUAUUGUCUUAUAUCAUGUAAUCUAAUCUAAUUUAAUUAAAUCCUAACCUUUCCUCAUGGUCAUUUUGCCAGUUACUUUGCACUGAAGCCUGUACUGGUAUCAGUAAUUAAGACUGGAUGGCGACAUUCAUCACAGCUGUAUUAGUUGUUUACAAGCUGCAUGGAUGUCAGUUGUCGACCAGUUGUAUUAGAUAGUUGUUUUCUUGCUGUGUUUGCUUUGAUCACUAGCUGUCAGUUAUUAAUCAUCUGUCAGUUAUUGACCAGCUGUGUCAGUUAUUGAUCAGCUGUGUCAGUUAUUGACCAGCUGUGUCAGUUGUCUACCAGCUGUCAAGCUGUUUCAGUUGUCGACCAGCUGUGUUGGCUUUUGAUCAGCUGUCGGCUUUUGAUCAGCUGUGUCAGUUGUCGUUCAGCUGUGUCAGUUAUUGAUCAGCUGUGUCAGUUAUUGACCAGCUGUGUCAGUUAUUGAUCAGCUGUGUCAGUUAUUGACCAGCUGUGUCAGUUAUUGAUCAGCUGUGUCAAUUAUUGAUCAGCUGUGUCUGUUGUCGACCAGAUGUGUCAGUUAUUGAUCAGCUGUGUCAGUUAUUGAUCAGCUUUCAGUUGUCGACCAGCUGAGUGAGGUAUUGAAAGCUAUGUGUCUGCAGCAUGUGAUGCAACAAGGUCUCUAGCAGAAAAACUCUGUACUAAGGUUUGUCUCCUAUGAAAACCAAUUAUCAUGCAGAUACGUUUUUAGCUCACCUGGGCUGAAGGGCCAUUUAACUGACCUGUGACAUGGACGGGAUGUAACUGACCUGUGAUAUAAAGAUUUUUGUAGCUGGUUACUGUAACUUCUGACAACUUGAUUUUAAUUCUUGUGUUUUCAUUUUUGUUACUGAUUAACAGGGUAUUAACAUCAUAUUGUUUACAAAAUGUUGUACUUCAAACGUGUCUGGUGAGAAACACAUGCAGGCCGGAUUUGUUUACUGGGACCUAGUGUUUCGAUGUGAUGUGAGUUAGUGUGAUAAAGUGAAUGAACACAUAUUAGACAACUUUGAUAGUAAGAGGAUGAGAGAGAUGAUUCAGUAAUCAGAAAAACAAACUUUGUUCAGUAAUUAAGAAAAAAAAAAUGGAAAAAAAUCACAAAAUGUUGCAUAUUGUCAAAUAAUUAAUAUCUAAUGAUGUGGUAGAGUAUCCUUUUCAGUAACAUAGCAUCUUUGAAUUUUAUCACAACUCUAAAAUAAUUAUAAUAUUGGUUUACAUCUUGUCGACAAAAUUUGUAUUUUUUAUCCGGAUUGUGAAAUACGAGUGUUCCACAAUGUUUUUCUUACAGAAUGGUAAGUGGUUAGGUUCUGAGUAGAUGUAUUUAACAACAUUACCUACACAUAUACACUUCCUGUUAAACUUGGGUGCCACGGACGUGCAAUAAAGAUAGGUUUCCCCUGA
This is a messenger RNA of Mizuhopecten yessoensis (Yesso scallop), 3318 nucleotides long. Its product is annotated as mitochondrial import receptor subunit TOM70-like. The record is from RefSeq and is a predicted model, not a curated record. The transcript has 11 exons. Gene Ontology annotation, molecular function: protein binding. The coding region runs from base 18 to 1817 and encodes 599 amino acids. Lineage: Eukaryota; Metazoa; Mollusca; Bivalvia; Pectinida; Pectinidae.